Messenger RNA from Plasmopara halstedii, 1632 nucleotides. Its product is annotated as homeobox and-type helix-turn-helix domain-containing protein. NCBI's taxonomy places the organism in Eukaryota, Oomycota, Peronosporomycetes, Peronosporales, Peronosporaceae. The record is from RefSeq and is a predicted model, not a curated record. The transcript has 3 exons. Bases 1 to 1632 code for a protein of 543 amino acids.
AUGAAACGUAAAUGGCUUUCCGUGACACUGAAUAUACCACCAUUGCCACCUCUGAUGCCAGUACAGCGCGCUAGGCGUUUAGGACCAUUUCUAAUGCUUUACAUCAUUGGUUUCCUAUUGCUUGAAAUGUUGCUAUUCAAACAUGUACAUGUCUCGACUAUUCGUCAUCUCAUAGAAAUUCCAGAAGAUAAAGAGGAAUUUGGUUUAUUACCACCGGAUCUUGAGGAUGCUGAAUUGAUGGUUGCCCAAGUACCGCAGUGGAUGACGGACAAAAGUAGUAAUGUACCUGUGCAGGAACGUGAGCACUUAAGCUGGCUACACUCAGUGUGUAUGGCUAAGAAACAAGCUAUUAUCUCAUGGCAACAUGGUGUCCAACAUUUUUCAGAUCAUGAAAAUAAAUUUCAGGCUCAAAUACUCGAGAGAGACGAUCCACGAAUUCUUGAACAAUUAAGGAAAUGUCCAGAUGUGGAUAUUUAUCUGCCUGAUGGUAUACGUGACGUUGAAUAUUGCGAAAAUGGCGUGGCUUUAACAAAAUUUUUACACUCGCGAAUGUUGCCAUUGUGGGCGUUAGAAGACAAUUUUUUUGAUCCAAAGGUGAAUAAGAGCGUCAUGUAUUAUGACUUAUGUCCAUUGACACCACUCAUAUUUUUCAAUCAUUAUUGGGAUGAUCGACCAACGAGGUCAGAGUGGCCAGAAGCGAAACCAAUUUAUGUUUUACCAAACCUUGAAAUGAGAGAGAUGACGGCCAAUCAUUACUGGCGUGUGGAUGUUGUUCUUUGUCGAACGCUCACUUGUGAUCAACGUACAAAAGCGUGGUAUGCACAGGAGGGCAAUCCACGGAAUGCCAAAGUCUUUUACACUAAAUUUACGUCUUCAGAUGCAGCUAGUCACGCGUUUGAGAUGAUUGGAAAAGAAACAAUUCGAGACAAGAACUUUGCCAAUGUACGCUUUACACACAUGGCUGGUUUAAGUCCGUAUAAAGGCACCAAGCAAGUCCUUGAUUGCUGGUUGUCCGACCCAAACUUGCCACCUUUGGAUUUGUACAUUGAUCGAAAUUAUUACGAUAACCAAUAUUCGUCUGUAUCAAAUGAUGCAAUUUUAAAAGCAUCUAACGUGAAUUUGAUUCGUAAACGUUUGGAUGCUUUAGCCUUCGGUCAAGUGAUGGCCGAGUCGUCUUUUUUUCUUUAUCCAAGCAUACAAGAAGGCUACGGUCACCUUAUUAAUCAAGCUCGUGCUUCGGGAGGAUUUGUGAUUACAACCGAUGUUCAUCCAAUGAAUGAGCUUAUCUCUUCCGAUAAAAGUGGGAUCUUGCUUGAAACGCAGCGUGUAUCUGGAUCAGAUAUACUUUUUGGAGGCGCAUAUCGUGGUUCUCAUGGCCUCAAAUCGGUUGAUGGUCUUGUCGCUGAGUUUACAGCCAAAAACCUUUGCGCUUCAGUAACGAAAGUGCUCAAAUUGACUUCUAAAGAACGUCAAGCUAUGGCGAUGACAGCACAGCGCCAAUAUCACAAAGAUACCAAAUUUUUUGCGCAACGGAUGAUCCAACUGCGACUCUUUGCACGACAACAGCGUCAUUCCUGGGUACCCCCUGAAGGAGACAUCGCCGUAGGCGAUCCUGAACCAUUGCGUGGAUGA